AUAAGGUUUAUAAUUGAGUUCUAGAGAAGCAAAGUGCGCAGAGUAGAGGUGUAAGAGCCAUUGUAAGUUUUUUGUUUGUUUGUUUUUUUGUUUUUGUUUUUAAAUAAUAAAUAAUGUGGGGUUGGCAUUUUAGGUGUUAGUUAAGUGCUCACGUAAGAGGUGGGUCUUUAGCUGUUUUUUUGUUUUUGUUUUUUUUGGAAAAUAUUUGUUAUCAAUUCAGUAUACUUAAAAAUAAAUAAAUAAAUAAAUAACAACAGAAAACUGUUGCCAUGACACUUUUGAACACCAACACCAUGACACACUGUAAAGUCUGUACAUGUUUAUAAGAGGAUAUGUGGCUGAGUGAUGAUUAGCUGAGAAUUGUUAUCUUUGUUUCACAGACACGUGUAGCAUGACUGUCCUGUCAUUCCCAUUUUUUUCUCUCUCUCUUUUUUUUUUAACUAAACAAACCAAGAAGAAAUGCACGCAACAUAGUUAUUUUAAAGGAUUAUAUAAUUUCAUCUGUGUUGAGAACAUAAUGAAUGAAAGGGAAGUCAGAGAAUGUUAUAAUCGGAAAAUUAAUUUCUAUGCUGCAGACAAAUGAAGCCAGUCCAGACAGGGUCUUGUUGUUUACUGUAUGUACUGUAUGUUGGUCCUACACCGCGAUGCCUACAGCUGUUAAACUGUUUUGUUGUGUUGGUUUUAUAAUGUAUUUAGAAGGUGUCUACUUGUAUAGUGUGUAUAUAUCUUGUAUUUUGUCUUUUUGCGCUGUACCUUUUCCUACUUUGCACUACAUGUCUGGUGAUUCUUUUGUACCACACUGCUACCACUUUUCUGUAAUAUAUCGAGGCCUUUGAUAAAGCUUUUUUCUUUUCUUUUCUUUUUACCGUAUACUUGUAUAUGGCUAGAAUGGCAACAAACCACUCUUCUCUGUAUAUCAGUUGCCAUUUUAACUAUGAAUUAAUGAACUCAGGUUUGUCAUUGAAUGUUUGCUUUCCUCGUUUUCUACAAUUCAAAUAGGCCUACAUUCCUUUAACUUUUUAAUUAAUCUUUUACUGUUCGUUUCUUGAAUUUGUUCACACCAAUCAUUCCAAAAGCUGUGGCUACGUGGGUGGAGCCUGACACAGUCAUCCAAUAAGACAUUCCUAACCAUCGGAAAUGCAUAUUAUUAACCAAUCAUAUAGCACUAAAGGCGUGGCCUCUGGGAAAACGAUUCCGCAGCGUCACACGUCCUGUUGUCCAAUCAGCUGUGGCGUGUAGUGGACACCGCCAAGCUCAGUUUUCGCUCGGACCGGAGAGGGAGUAGUUUGUACACCAGUUACGCUUUGGUUCAUUCAGCGCUACUGGUACAUCACAGAAGACAAAGCGUGAAUGCAGUCAACUGCACUGUUUCAUUUCCAGGCGUACGUUGGUGUGAACAUUCGGCUCUGCUUCUCUGGUUAGACCCAGCCUUUGCUCCUCGUCCCCAAGGAUCAUGGCCAAAGAUGCUGGUCUGAUUGAGGCCAAUGGGGAGUUGAAGGUUUUCAUUGACCAGAAUCUGAGUCCAGGCAAAGGAGUUUUGUCUUUAGUGACUGUACAUCCACAGUCUGUUGCAGUAGGAAAACAACUUCUGCCAAAAACACUGGGCCCUUCAAAUGUCAACAUUGCUCCUCAGAUGGUCAUUGGGACACCUCAGAGGCCAAGUGGGUCCAAUGUGCUCCUAAUGAACAGUCCUCAUACACCCAGCUCUCAGUUCAUCACUCAGAGCCAACCUACCGAUGCCUCCCCAUGGUCCUCAGGGAAAAGAAGUAAGAAGGGGGAAAAGAAUGGGAAAGGUCUGAGGCAUUUUUCUAUGAAGGUGUGUGAGAAGGUACAGAAAAAGGGUGUUACCACGUACAAUGAAGUAGCAGAUGAGCUGGUGGCCGAGUUCAGCUCUGGUGACAACCACAUCUCCCCAAAUGAUGCGCAAGUGUAUGAUCAGAAGAAUAUUCGGCGGCGUGUAUAUGACGCUCUCAAUGUGCUGAUGGCCAUGAACAUAAUCUCAAAGGAGAAGAAGGAGAUCAAGUGGAUUGGUCUUCCCACCAACUCAGCCCAGGAAUGCCAGAAUCUGGAGGUGGAGAGGCAAAGACGUUUAGAGAGAAUCAAGCAAAAACAGUCACAACUCCAAGAACUUAUUUUACAGCAAAUUGCGUUUAAGAACCUUGUGCAGCGUAACCGUCAAACAGAGCAGCAAACAAACAGACCACCACCAGAAAAUUCAGUCAUUCACCUGCCCUUUAUCAUCAUAAACACCAGCAAGAAAACUGUCAUUGACUGCAGCAUCUCCAAUGACAAGUUUGAGUACCUCUUCAACUUUGACAGCAUGUUUGAGAUCCACGAUGACAUUGAGGUAUUGAAACGCAUGGGCAUGGCAUGUGGCCUGGAGGCUGGCAAGUGCUCUGCUGAAGACCUCAAAACCGCCAGGAGCCUGGUGCCUAAAGCACUGGAGCCUUAUGUCACAGAAAUGGCACAGGGUCCAAUCAGUAACGUCUACAUGACAGGGACUUCAUCUGCCAAUGGGAGUCGCUAUCAUGUCAGCAGUGAAAGUGGAGCAGACGGAACAAUGGCCUCCAGCUCCAAUGACUCACACUACAGUGGUUCUCGGGUCGAAACCCCAGUUUCUUACAUGGACGACGACGACGACGAUGACGAUUAUGAUGAAAAUGACGAAGAUGACUAACCCUCAGGCCACACUUCCUCCAACAGCUAUAUUCAUGGGGUUUAUUGUAUACACACAAGCUCCCUCUCCCCGUCUGCUACUAGCACACCUUUAAUUUUCCCUCUCUCUCUUUUUUUUUAAUUUUUAUCUUGAAGGGCAUUGAGAAGCAUGGGCUUUAAAGAGGUGUGUUGAUUUCAUCUAGCCCUUUGUGCUACAUGGCUUAGGCUGUUAAAACACAACACCGUGCUAGUGCAGAUUUUUGGUCCCGAUAGCUCUAGUUUUCAAAAAAAAAGAAAGGAAAAAAAGGACUUUUAUGGGACCUUGAAAUUGCAGCACUAUGCCAUCCAGUGUCUGCUGGAUUUAGCAUGAUUUACAAAAAAAAUACCCUCUCAGCCAGACACCAACCUGCUGUUGGAGAAUGUGUAGUGUGACCUAUGUGUAACAUAGUUAGACUAUCUGCUUUUGAACAAUUUUGUUAUUAUUAUUUUUAACGUGCUGGCCUAUUCUGAAGAUUCAGAUGGUUGCCACCUCCUAGGCUGUAGGCGCAAAGAAUCGGCACAGCCAGCUUACCAUUUCGCCCCGUCGGGGCAGGUCUCUGGAUGUAUGGACACUUUUUGUAACAUUGGAGGAAUUCAUUUUUUUGUUUUUGUUUGUUUUCUGUAGAUCUCAUCCGUGUGUGUGUGUGUGUGUGUGUGUGUGUGUGUGUGUGUGUGUGUGUGUGUGUGUGUGUCGCUUCCUGUUAUUCUGUGGGCAGCUGUUGUAGGGAGCUCUGUUGAACAGCCUUUUUUUUUUUUUUUUUUUUUUUUUUAAAACCCCCCCCCCCCCCUUUCGUUGUUUGAGCUUUAGAGGUGAACCUCUCCCAUUGUUCCCUCUGUUUUACAACUGACAGGAAACCAGAGAAACUUUAUUAUCCACUGAAAUUUAUAGGAAAUCGAAGCUCCUGAAGAUUAGUUUCUCAUUUCCUUUCCAGGUCAGUAACACUACGGAGUAUGUGUGAUUGUUAUCCCAGUAUGAGGGGUGUGUGUGUGUGUGUGUGUGUGU
Messenger RNA from Ictalurus furcatus (blue catfish), 3697 nucleotides. It is a transcript of the gene tfdp1a, whose product is annotated as transcription factor Dp-1, a. Gene Ontology annotation, biological process: regulation of transcription by RNA polymerase II; regulation of cell cycle. Gene Ontology annotation, cellular component: transcription regulator complex; nucleus. Lineage: Eukaryota; Metazoa; Chordata; Actinopteri; Siluriformes; Ictaluridae. The transcript has 12 exons. The record is from RefSeq and is a predicted model, not a curated record. Gene Ontology annotation, molecular function: DNA-binding transcription factor activity, RNA polymerase II-specific; RNA polymerase II transcription regulatory region sequence-specific DNA binding. The coding region runs from base 1454 to 2677 and encodes 407 amino acids.